This is a messenger RNA of Halichondria panicea, 869 nucleotides long. RefSeq names its product parkin coregulated gene protein-like. Bases 66 to 797 code for a protein of 243 amino acids. Lineage: Eukaryota; Metazoa; Porifera; Demospongiae; Suberitida; Halichondriidae. Gene Ontology annotation, molecular function: Hsp90 protein binding; Hsp70 protein binding. The record is from RefSeq and is a predicted model, not a curated record. The transcript has 5 exons.
UAGAACAUAAACAAGUUGGCAUAGCAACUGUAAGAAGACACACAGUAAAGAGUUUCAUCAAGAGAAUGGCGACCGCUGUGGCCACUGCUUUGAGUAUUUCUCCCCAGAAGGUCGCCUCCACCACCAAGUCCCAAGCUCCAGGCUUCACUAUCAAGGCUAGCAUGAAGAACGUGGAGGUGAUGGGACCUCCCAAGGCUGGAGCCUUCACAGAGCGACCUUCUACAAAGACUUCAUUCAGAAAGUUUUACGACAGAGGAGAUUUUCCCAUAGCCCUAGAGCACGACACCAAAGGCAACAAGAUUGCUUGGAAGGUGGAAAUAGAGAAGCUGGACUAUCAUCACUACCUCCCACUGUUUUUUGAUGGUCUAUGUGAGACGGAUCAUCCGUACGAGUUCUUUGCCAGACAAGGAGUUCAUGACAUGCUGGAGCACGGAGGAAGCAAGAUUCUGCCAGUCAUUCCUCAGCUCAUCAUCCCCAUCAAGAAUGCUCUCAACACGAGAAACAUCAAGGUGAUUUGCACGACCCUCAAGAUCCUUCAACGUCUAGUGGUAUCUGCUGACCUAGUGGGAGAAGCACUGGUACCAUAUUACAGACAGAUACUGCCCACCCUCAAUAUCUUCAAGUCCAAGAACUUGAACUCUGGGGAUGGCAUUGACUACAGCCAGCAAAAGAGAGAGAAUAUUGGAGACCUUGUGCAGGAGACACUGGAGCAUUUUGAGAAACGAGGUGGACCAGACGCUUUCAUCAACAUCAAGUACAUGGUUCCCACCUACGAAUCAUGCGUACAAACAAGUUAACUCUCACUUUUAUUGUUUAUUAGCUACUGUAUCUUGUUGAUUGAAUGAACAUCAUUGUUUCAAUUACUGUGA